Cucumis sativus (cucumber) is the source of this 819-nucleotide messenger RNA. RefSeq lists its product as hypothetical. Gene Ontology annotation, cellular component: outer kinetochore; spindle microtubule. Gene Ontology annotation, molecular function: microtubule binding. The transcript is spliced from 6 exons. The coding region runs from base 58 to 534 and encodes 158 amino acids. The record is from RefSeq and is a predicted model, not a curated record. Lineage: Eukaryota; Viridiplantae; Streptophyta; Magnoliopsida; Cucurbitales; Cucurbitaceae. Gene Ontology annotation, biological process: mitotic cell cycle; chromosome segregation; cell division.
UUGGCGCGGAAGGAACUUCAAAUUGAGAGAGCGCGAAAACCCUAGCGGAGAGAGAGUAUGGGGAUCGAUCAUCAUCUUGAUCAACAUCAUCAAGCGGCCGAUGGAUUGAUGAAUUUGUUCACGAAGGCCAAUCUCGAUCUCUCAGUAGUUCAGUACAGGCUCGAGAAGGAGUUUCAGCAAAUCUAUCCUGAAAGCGCGAAUCCAAUGAAGUUAGUUUCAAGGAUAAAGAAGAUACAGGAUGAUAUAUCAACAUUGAAAGAGCAGUGUCGUGAAGUUUUAAUAGCUAAACAGGAUGUAAUCGAUCAGGCCCGGACGGUUCUUCUUGGGAACAGAAACAUGCUGCAAAAAAUGCAAGCAUCCAUGGGCAUACCCUUUGUUAGUGAUCUCGAUGAUCCUGCAUUUUCGGAAUUCAAGCAGAUCACUGAAGAGUGGACAACACAAGUUCAAUCAAAAUUUUCAGGGGAAGAUGGCCAAGAGGACGCCGAUUGCAAUGAUGUCAACAAGUUGCUAUUCUCGGCCGUGGUGCAGGCUUGAUUUGUAGAGUUUCAGAAGGAAAAUUAAGUUGCAUGUAUUCAGGUACCUUAAUAUCAGUUUGGCAACGGUAAAAGAUGUCAAGAGGUUAAAUGAAACAGGUCUGUGAGCCGAAUGAAAUUUGAGUAUGAACAAUUUACUGAAAAGCACAGUUUUUACAAAAAUUUGGAAACAACAUAUUUGCAUUAAAAAAACAUCAAAAGCAGCAUUAUUAAGCUAAAACAAUUAAAAUUAUGUAACAAAGCAAUUUUUUUUUUUUUUCAUUAUGAAAUAAUCUUUUGUGUGGAA